AUGCCUGGGUCUUUGGUGUCAGGAAUUAUAAUGAACACUUUCCUCAACGCUGGAAAGGUGAUCCAAACACUGCACAAAAACAACAAUAGCGGCAAGGUGUUCAAGAAAUCGGCUCCCAACAACAAGCUAACGCUCUACUUGAGCAGUCGCGAUCUGAUCAUCACCGACAGUACCAUAGAAAAGCUUUAUGGAGUACUCGUCGUCGAUCCCGACUACGUCCAGCAGCGGAAGGUGUACGGGCAAGUGAUCCUGACGUUCCGCUACGGACGAGAGGAUGAAGAAGUGAUGGGCCUCAAGUUCUGCAACGAGGCCAUUAUGUGCCUGGCGCAGCUGUACCCUCCAAGUAUCUCCACUCCCGAGAUCACGACUCCUCUUCAGGACGCGCUGCUGCGUCGGCUGGGCCACAACGCGUUCCCAUUCACCAUGGAAAUGACGGCGAUGGCGCCACCCAGCGUGCAGCUGGUGCCCGCCAAGGAGUACACGGGCGCGCCCAUCGGCACCAGCUACGAUGUCCGCGUCUACAAACGGGGAGAGGAGGUAGAGGAGGAGGAGAAGGAGGAGGAGGAGGAGGAGGAAGAGGGAAAAUGA
Schistocerca cancellata (South American locust) is the source of this 588-nucleotide messenger RNA. Its product is annotated as arrestin homolog. Gene Ontology annotation, molecular function: G protein-coupled receptor binding. Gene Ontology annotation, biological process: G protein-coupled receptor internalization; signal transduction. Gene Ontology annotation, cellular component: cytoplasm. The transcript has 5 exons. Lineage: Eukaryota; Metazoa; Arthropoda; Insecta; Orthoptera; Acrididae. The record is from RefSeq and is a predicted model, not a curated record. The coding region runs from base 1 to 588 and encodes 195 amino acids.